This is a messenger RNA of Otolemur garnettii (small-eared galago), 3536 nucleotides long. It is a transcript of the gene CEP131, whose product is annotated as centrosomal protein 131. The record is from RefSeq and is a predicted model, not a curated record. Bases 186 to 3377 code for a protein of 1063 amino acids. Gene Ontology annotation, biological process: cilium assembly; regulation of centrosome duplication; intraciliary transport involved in cilium assembly. Gene Ontology annotation, cellular component: centriolar satellite. The transcript has 25 exons. NCBI's taxonomy places the organism in Eukaryota, Metazoa, Chordata, Mammalia, Primates, Galagidae.
AGCCCGGCUGCUUCAUUGUCACCUGGCCUCGGGGCGCCCGGUCACCGGCCCGAACCUUGAGUCCGGCGCGUCCCAACUCUGCUGGCUCCGCACCUGCGCCCCGCCGGCUGAGUCCGCAGGCCCCGAGCCUCAGGCCUGGCUCGUGGGCUGCGCUCUUGGCCCACGCAGAGCCCACCACGUCUACCAUGAAAGGCUCUCGGGCCAGCAGCAGCGCCCCUGGGAGCAGCCCAGAAAGCAGGGACUUGAGUCUGACGGGCCUCCCACCACCCAUGUCCCAGCGCCCCAGCAGUGCCUCUGCUGCUAAGCCCCUCUCCCGGUCCAUCUCUUUGGUCACAGGCAGCGAGCAGAGAAAGAAGGUACUGGAGGCCUCAGGGCCCGUGGGCUCCCAGCCCAUCAACAACCUCCGGAGGUCCAACAGUGCCACACAGGUCAGCCAGUCGCAGACCAGCGUUUCCAGGCCAGCAGAGGCCACUGACUUCCUGACACUCCUUGAGGACAGCCCCAGUGGGAGAAAGAGGCCACCCUGCCUGAGCAAAGCCCCUGGCGAGAAGGAAGCCACGCGCAGCGUCCUGGAUGGCCAGCCCAGAGGCUUUACCGUUCCAACUAGUGCCCGGCAUUGCAGCGCUGACUCACCAGUGGGCCCACGGAGGAAAGAAGGCACUGUGGCCUUGGCACCCAACUUCACGGCUAACAACAGGAGCAAUAAAGGAGCCGUGGGCAACUGCGUCACCACCAUGGUGCACAACCGCUACAGCCCCUCAGAGAAGGCUCCCCCUGUCAAGAGCUCCAACCAGGCAGCCUCCUCCCUCAACAAUGUUGUCAAGGCAGCCGCCUGUGAGGGCAAGGACAGCAGCAGCUUUGAGAAGCCUCAGAAGAACAUCCCCAGCACGAACCUCAUGGCCCAGAGCAAUGCAGGGGGCACUGCCGGCCUGCUCAGGCGGAGGGAGGUGACUGAAGAGGAGGCCGAGAGGUUUAUCCACCAGGUGAACCAGGCUGCUGUCACCAUCCAGCGUUGGUACCGCCGCCAGGUGCAGCACCGCCGAGCUGGAGCUGCCAGCCUAGAGUACCUGCUCAGGUCCAGGAGAGAGGAGCAGCAGCAGCGGUUGGGCAGGGAGAGCCUCCUGGACCUGCAGCAGCAGAAAGAGGCAGCGAGGAGGAAGGCCCGGGAGGAGAAGGCACGCCAGGCCAGACGAGCAGCCAUUCAGGAGCUGCAGCAGAAGCGAGCUCAGAAGUCAGGCACUGCAGGGCUCAGGCCGCCUGGGGAGACCUGUGCUCUGGGGAUGCCACAGCCUGUCCUGGAACCGCUGCUGACGCCAGGUCACACCCUCCAGCAGGCCCUCAAGGCCAACAAUGCCAGUACCGGCUUCCACACUGAGGUUCCCAAGGAGCCCCCUGCACCCGCCUCCAACUCCCCCCAGGAGACCCAACAGUCUCGGGAGGACAAACUGCAGGACACUCACUCCCAGGAUGUAGCCAGGGAGGACUUAGCGCCGGUGGCCCCUAGCAGGGCCAAGCCUUGGCCACCGCUAGACGAGCUGCUGCACACACUGCAUCUGCUAGAGGAGGAGCCUGAGCCGCUGUCCCAACCUGGGGUCCCCUACAAGGGCAGAUAUGCCUGGACCAGCAAGGAGGACGAUGCCAGCUUUCUGACAACUGACAACCUGGAGAAAUUCAGGAAACUCAGUGCAGCCCCUGGCCCCCCUGAGGAUGAGACACUGCUCUCAGAGGCCAAGCUGCAGACCAUCAUGAACUUCCUGGAUGAGAUGGAGAUGUCUGCACAGGGCCAGCCAACUCUGCCACAGGAGGGGCUGCUGCCAGAGGCAGCUUCCGAGGUGAGCGCAUCCGCAAUGCGGCUGAAGCUGGAGGUGGAAGAGAAGAGGCAGGCGGUGGUGCUGCUGCAGAGAGCCCUGGUGCAACAGCGGGACCUCACUACCCGGCGAGUCAAGGAGAUGGAGAAGGAGCUGAACCUGCAGCUGCAGCGGCAGAAGGCACACUAUGAAGCCACCAUCCAGCGGCACCUGGCCUUCAUCGACCAGCUGAUUGAAGAGAAGAAGGUCCUGAGUGAUAAGUGUGAGGCUGUGGUGGCCGAGCUGAAGCAGGAGGACCAGAGGUGCAGGGAGCGUGUGGCACGGGCACAGGAACAGCACGAGCUGGAGAUGAGGAAGCUCAAAGAGCUCAUGAGUGCCACCGAGAAAGUCCGCCGGGAGAAGUGGAUCAGUGAGAAGACCAAGAGGAUCAAGGAAAUCACUGUUAAGGGCCUGGAGCCUGAGAUCCAGAAGCUGAUCUCCAAGCACAAGCAGGAGCUGCGCAAGCUCAAGGGCCUGCACGAGGCCGAGCUGCUGCAGGUGGACGAACGUGCGUCGCAGCGCUACCUACGCCAGGCCGCGGAGCUUCGGGAGCAGCUAGAACAAGAGAAGGAGGCACUGGGCCAGCAGGAGCGUGAGCGGGCCCGGCAGCGGUUUGAGCAGCACCUGGAGCAGGAGCAGUGGGCCCUACAGCAGCAGCGGCAGCGACUGUACAGCGAGGUGGCUGCCGAGAGAGAGCGGCUGGACCAGCAGGCCACCAGGCAGCGGGCAGAGCUGGAGGAGCUGCGGCAACAGCUGCAGGACAGCAGCUCAGCACUGACCCGAGCCCUACAGGCCGAAUUUGAGAAGGGCCAAGAGGAGCAGGAACGCAGGCACCAGGUGGAGUUGAAGGCUCUGAAGGACCAGCUGGAGCUGGAGCGGCAGGCAUGGGAGGCUGGCUGUGCCCGGAAGGAGGAGGCAUGGCUGCUGAACCGAGAACAGGAGCUGAAGGAAGAAAUCCGGAAAGGCCGGGAUAAGGAGAUUGAGCUGGUCAUUCACCGGCUGGAGGCUGACAUGGCACUGGCCAAGGAAGAGAAUGAGCGGGCAGCUGAGAGCCGCAUCAGGCGCAUCCGGGACAAGUACGAGGCAGAGCUCUCGGAGCUAGAGCAGUCAGAGCGGAAGCUUCAGGAACGGUGCACAGAGCUGAAGGGCCAGCUCGGGGAGGCGGAGGGGGAGAACGUGCGUCUGCAGGGCCUGGUACGGCAGAAGGAGCGGGCACUGGAGGACGCGCAGGCAGUGAAUAAGCAGCUGUCUACUGAGCGGAGCAGCCUGGCUCAGGUGAUCCGCCAGGAGUUUGCCGACCGCCUGGCAGCCUCAGAGGAGGAGACAAGACAGGUCAAGGCAGAGCUGACCCAGCUGCAGGCCCGCCAGCAGCUGGAGCUGGAGGAUGUGCACCAGAGGGUGAAGGUGGCCCUGGCGAAGAAGGAGGAAGCUGUGAGCAGCCUUCGGAGACAGCACGAGGCUGCGGUGAGGCAGGUCCAGCACCUGGAGGAACUGCUUGAGCGGCACCAGCGGCCACUGCUGACCAAGUGACCCCAUCAGGGGUGGGCGACAGACGAUGGAGGCCGGAUGCUGGGCCCAGAGCCUGGUGCAGGCUGAGGGUGGAAGCUGCGAGACGGGGUGGAGUGGACCUGCGCCUGCCCAGGUGCUCAGCACACUUAUCCUGGUGCCUGUGCCUGUGUUUCAACAGUA